AACUCAUUUACAUGCUUCCCGCGGCCCCGCCCGUGGUGGCUAAAGCUACGUGUCCUUGUCCCCCGUGGGCAGCCUCAGCGCGUGCGGCCUCGGAUCGGAUCCCCAGUUCGAAGGGCCUCUUCCAGCCACCACCUCCUGGGAAAACAAGCCAUGAAGACCAAGAACCGACCUCCGCGGCGCCGAACAUCCAUGCAGGACACAGAAGCCACCCCAGGAGAGCAGACUCCCGACAGACCCCAGUCAGGCUCAGGAGGGUCUGAGCUGACGAAGGGUCUUCGGAGUAGGACGGCUCGUGCAGGUGGACCGCGAGCAGAGGUCAGCCGCCGGCGACAGGGGUCUGGUGGCCGCAGGGAGAAUAGUAUCCAGAGGCGACUGGAGAGCAAUGAGCGAGAACGACAGCGGAUGCAUAAACUCAACAACGCCUUCCAAGCACUGCGUGAGGUCAUCCCGCACGUGCGGGCCGACAAGAAACUCUCCAAGAUUGAGACCCUCACGCUGGCCAAGAACUACAUCAAGUCACUGACUGCCACCAUACUCACUAUGUCCAGCAGUCGCCUCCCGGGGCUGGAGGGGCCGGGUCCUGCGCCAGGUCCUAAACUCUACCAACACUACCAUCACCAGCAACAGCAGCAGCAGCAGCAGCAGCAGCAGCAGCAGCAGGUGGCUGGGGCCACGCUAGGUGCCACGGAGGACCAGCCCCAGGGCCACCUGCAACGGUACUCUACACAGAUCCACAGCUUCAGAGAGGGCAGCUAGCACCCGCUCUGGGCUCUGGGCUGGGUUGACAGUGCUGACCUGGCCUGCUCAGCUCAGCUCUGGUCCCUCCAUGCCACAGGCCCAACUGGUGAUGAUGCUAUAGGUAUUUUGUUGUUGACCAGAGUCUCUCGUGUGGCCCAUGCUGGCCUGGAACUCCUCAUCCUCCUGCCUUCACCUUCUCUAUGGCUGCGAUUACAGGCACACAUCACCGCAUGGUGCGGUGCUAGGAACGGAAAAAGGGCUCUGUGCAGGCUAAACCAGCUCUUGGCCUCCUGAGCUACAUCCCGCAGCCCAAGGUUGAAUCUCUGGUGACUCCAUUUUCCUUGAACGUCGGCUCAGCCAUCAACAUGGGGCAGUUUUUCCUAGCCAGCCAGGGGACAGCAUCAAGGCAUAUUGAGGCCCAAAUCUCUGAGGAAAGCCUGCCCAGUCCCUGCCACAGAACAGGCAGGAUGGGAAAGUGCUAUCCUUCCUCAGAAUUCUCUUUAUGUGUGGUGGCCGUGGGGCGAUUCCAGAAAGAAUGUUACUUUCAAAUGUCCCUGCUACCGCUGAGCCCAAGAUCCCUCCUGUAUUGUGGGUCUACAUGGAGGCCGAGCCCAAAGCGUCACCCACAAUUCAUCAGGGAAUAUAGCAGAGCCAAGAUGGGAGCUCUUUCUGCACCAGCCAUCUUGAAAGCCCAGAUGUCCUGGGCUCAGCUUAACAGCUGGGCUUAGAAAGGCCUCAUGGGACUUUAAGUGGAUAAUUGGGUUCCCUCACUCCCCCUCCCCCAAAUGGAGACUUCUGGAAAGGUUCCAGUGCCCUGGGGCUGUGACUGACCACAGCCUGAGUGGGGCCUAGGACCUGAGGCCCUGCGUGGGGACCAGGUAGGGUCUUUAUGAAGAAGACCCUUGAGCCUCUGUACAGGGAUAGACCUGCCCUGGGCCUUCUGCAGGCUUCCCACGGCCUUCAGCAGGCUUCCCACACCCGCACCCCCCUAUUCCAGGGGUGGACCACCAUGCUUAAUAGGGCUUAUUCUCUUGCCUUUGCCCCUGAUGUAUGGCUAGCCACGUGUUUUUUUCACAGGCUCAUGGGACUUAGCUCUUGGUAUUCUUGGUGUUUUCUCUGAGGCGGAAGCUGGAGAGACAGGCUUGCCCCUCCCCCAGCCUGAUCAUUAAUAACCAGGACUGGGUGGUUGGCAACCUACUGCCUCAAACCCAGCUUCCUUCUGUGGGGCGUUCCUGCCCCACUGGCUCUGCCAGGCUUCACUACUUCGCUGUCAACUGCUGCUGGCUUCUCCUUCCUCUCUUGUCUCUCUGCCCAGAACUGUCCUGGAGUUCCUUGGGGCCCUUGCCCGCCCCCCUUUCUUUCGAGUGACAGGAAUCUCACUAUCAUGUGUAGUUGAUCGCAAACUACUCAGGUUGGUCGCAAAUUAUGCAGUCCGGGCUGGUUUUGAAUUUGCGCUUGGUCCAUCCUCCUGCUUCAGCCUCCCAAGAACUGUGAACAUAGGUAUAGGGGGACAGCUCUGGCACCCCACGAAACAAUUAAUAGUGACACAGGGCCCGGGGGGUGUUGAUUUCUCUAUCCUAGUGAGACUUGAUUUGGGUCUGGUCCCUUCACAGAUCAUAGGUCGGGUAGACUGAGGCCUUUGUGUCUGUGAUUCAGGGAUGGUUACUGGGAAAGGUCAAUACUUAGGGAGUUUGCCAGUGUGAGCCGAGGCCAGGCACACCUCCAAGUUGGGAAGACAGAGCCCAGAUAUCUCUUGCUCUGGGGGACCUGCCGUGUGGAACACAAAGGGCCUCUGCCGACAGGACAGCACUACAAACCCAGUGGCUGGCUUCCAGAUGAGCCAAGGCCAGAGCGCAGCUCAUUUUGCUGGACCUUGCCUGGAAGUACAGCGAGGAAGGGAAAACGUCUGACCAAACUUCUGCCCUCAGGCCUGUCUACAGCCUAGGGCUGCCCAGGGUCACUGCCUUGCGUGGCUACAGCCCGGUGGCUUUGUGUCCCACGAGCUGACACACACACCACCCCCUGCUUCCCAGAGGGUGGCAUGGGCCUAGCUGUUCAGUUCUUUACCGGUGACAGACAGGACCUAUAUGUCCCUUGGGAGGCUAGGGGGCAAGUCUGUGAUGCCAAUAAGGUCUGUUGGUCUGUCUCCCUGUCUCAAGCCCAGGCUUGUCUGAUUUUUGUUUGUUUUUAAGACAGGUCUCAUGUAGUCUAGGUUGACCUCCAACUUGCUAUGUAGUGAAGGAUGAACUUUUGAUCCUCCUGCCUCUACCUCUUGUGUUGGGACCGACUACAGACAUGUACCCCCUGUACCCAGUUUGGGCAGCCCUGGGGACUGAACCCAGGGCUUGGGGCAUCUUUGGCAAGCUUUCUACCAAAUGAUCGACACCCCCGGCCUGGUCUCUUCAUUCCUGCUGGGUAAUGGAGCUGAUUUUGCUCAAAACCCCGGACAAGAGGGUUGGAGCCGCCCCCAGCUGGGUCCCCUGGACUGCGGAUCCACCAGAGCUGACCGGCAUCCUAUCAACAGCGGCAGAGAACGCGGAAUGUGACCUGUCUGGAAAGAGCCAAGAUGAAGAGGACGGCCUGCGUCCUGCCCGUCACUGCGGUGAAACACUCCGUAGUGACCUGAACUGGCUUUUUCCCUAACGGUUCCCUUGAAGUACUAAUGAAAUCGCCAGCUGUAUCUUCAAAUGAAAAGAUUCUGUUGCCACCGUGCUUCGGUUCUAGGCACAGGGGCCUGGAGACCUGUGCCUUUCAAUCCAAAUUCUAAUAAAAAGAUGUCAGUCA
This is a messenger RNA of Myodes glareolus (Bank vole), 3522 nucleotides long. RefSeq names its product basic helix-loop-helix family member a15 (gene Bhlha15). The record is from RefSeq and is a predicted model, not a curated record. Gene Ontology annotation, biological process: axon development; sensory organ development; positive regulation of transcription by RNA polymerase II. Gene Ontology annotation, cellular component: nucleus. Gene Ontology annotation, molecular function: protein dimerization activity; DNA-binding transcription factor activity, RNA polymerase II-specific; E-box binding. NCBI's taxonomy places the organism in Eukaryota, Metazoa, Chordata, Mammalia, Rodentia, Cricetidae.